Ostreococcus lucimarinus CCE9901 is the source of this 822-nucleotide messenger RNA. RefSeq lists its product with no specific name. Gene Ontology annotation, biological process: carotenoid biosynthetic process. Gene Ontology annotation, molecular function: geranylgeranyl diphosphate synthase activity. The record is from RefSeq and is a predicted model, not a curated record. Lineage: Eukaryota; Viridiplantae; Chlorophyta; Mamiellophyceae; Mamiellales; Bathycoccaceae. Bases 1 to 822 code for a protein of 273 amino acids. The transcript has a single exon.
AUGACACCGGAGAAGCAACGAGCGAUUUGGGCGAUUUAUGUGUGGUGCCGGAGAACGGAUGAGCUAGUCGACGGACCGAAUGCGUCGCACAUCACCCCGGAAGCGCUCGAUCGAUGGGAAGAACGCCUCGAGGGUAUCUUUGACGGGAAGCCGGUGGAUAUGAUCGACGCGACGCUGUGCGAUACCCUCUCGCGAUUUCCGGUCGAUAUUCAGCCGUUCAGAGACAUGAUUGAUGGUAUGCGAAUGGAUCUCGUUAAGCCGCGGUACGAGACUUUCGACGAGCUUUACGAGUAUUGCUACCGCGUCGCCGGCACGGUGGGUUUGAUGUCCAUGCCCAUCAUGGGAUGCGACGAGAAUUUCCAGGGCGACGUCAAGAAGGUGUACAAAGCUGCGUUGGCGCUUGGGCUCGCGAAUCAAUUGACAAACAUUUUGCGCGACGUCGGCGAAGAUGCGCAAACGCGCAACCGCAUUUACGUCCCGAUCGAGGAUUUGAACAGAUUCGGCAUCACCGAGCAAGAGGUUUUGCGAGGUAUGUUCAGCCCGUCCACGGGCAAGGUUGACGACCGCUGGGUGGCGUUUAUGAAGUUUCAAAUCGAACGCGCGCGCCAAGUGUUUAAAGACGCCGAAGAUGGCGUCAACUGCUUGCACAAGGACGCUCGCUGGCCCGUCUGGAGUGCGUUGGAUGUGUACAGAAACAUUUUAGAUGCGAUCGAGGCAAAUGGGUACAACAACUUCAAUCAGCGCGCUUACGUGCCCAAGGUUGAGAAGUUUCUCAUGCUCCCGCAAUCGUACUUGAAAGCUCAAAAAGCGCAAAUGCACUAA